UAUGAGUAGACUAGACUCUUUACUGUAUUCGUUGGUCAGCACUGCAGAGAUUAGUUUGCUACACAGACGGGUAUACACAGACGGGGAUUGCUAAACCUGAAUCAUGCACAUCGUCAUUACAACUAACUGGGAGUGGAGCAGAAAUUGUGCAAGAUAUGGAUAGAUUUAUUUGGUAAAGAUUGCGUGGUUGUUGCUUCGAGUCAAGUUUCCAGCAAGUCCCCACUUCCAUUAUAAUGCUUCACGAGGACUCGACUCUUUGGAACCAUAGUUAUGUGCUGAUUUCCUCACGUGUGUUUUCUGUUAAAGUGGUGAGGCUGGGAUAAAACAGGAACAUUUGCAAACAAGAGGCAUUAGCGCGGGGACAUUUGUUUAGUUUUUUUGACUUGCUGUGAUUUCUGAAGUCGAGGAGGAAGGUGUGGAUAGUUGUGAUCCAUCAAAACCAGACAUGGGGAACGCAGGAAGUAUGGACCAACAAACUGAUUUCAGGGGACAUAACAUGCCUCUGAAACUACCUAUGCCGGAGCCAGGUGAAUUGGAGGAGAGAUUCGCAAUCGUUUUGAAUUCUAUGAACCUUCCUCCAGACAAAGCGCGACUGUUGCGGCAGUAUGACAACGAGAAGAAGUGGGAGCUUAUCUGUGAUCAGGAACGAUUCCAAGUGAAGAACCCCCCUCACACAUACAUCCAGAAGCUGAGGGGCUAUCUGGACCCGGCCGUCACCAGGAAGAAAUUCCGACGGAGGGUGCAGGAGUCCACCCAGGUCCUGAGAGAACUGGAAAUUUCAUUGAGGACCAAUCACAUAGGGUGGGUGAGAGAAUUCCUAAACGAAGAAAACAAAGGCCUGGAUGUACUGGUGGAAUAUCUUUCUUUUGCACAGUACGCUGUCACGUUUGAUGGCGACAGCGUGGAGAACAACCCGGAGAACUCGGUGGACAAGCCCUGGAGCAGAUCAAUAGAGGACCUCCAUAGGGGGAGUAACCUCCCGUCCCCCGUCAGUGGGAACAGCAUUUCCCGCGCCGGGCGACACUCCACGCUACGUUGCAACGCGUUGCCGAGCCGGAGAACCCUGAAGAACUCCCGGCUGGUCUGUAAGAAGGACGACGUUCACGUCUGCAUCAUGUGCCUGCGAGCCAUCAUGAACUACCAGUACGGCUUCAACAUGGUGAUGUCCCACCCGCAUGCUGUGAAUGAAAUUGCACUAAGUCUCAACAAUAAGAAUCCCAGAACCAAAGCUCUGGUGUUGGAGCUGCUGGCUGCUAUGUGUCUGGUGAGGGGAGGACACGAAAUCAUCCUCUCUGCGUUCGACAACUUCAAGGAGGUGUGUGCUGAGACACAGAGGUUCGAGAGGCUGAUGGAACACUUCAAGGACAUGGACAACAACAUAGACUUUAUGGUGGCGUGUAUGCAGUUCAUCAACAUCGUGGUCCACUCAGUAGAGGACAUGAACUUCAGGGUACACCUGCAGUACGACUUCACCAAGCUCUGUCUGGACGACUACCUGGAUAAGCUGAAGCACACGGAGAGUGACAAGCUGACAGUGCAGAUUCAGGCAUACCUGGACAACGUGUUUGACGUAGGUGCCCUGCUUGAGGACGCCGAGACCAAGAACGCUGCGCUGGAGCGCGUGGAGGAGCUGGAGGAGAACAUGUCACAUAUGACGGAGAAGCUGCAGGACACGGAGAACGAGGCCAUGUCCAAGAUUGUGGAGCUGGAGAAACAGCUGAUGACGCGCAACAAGGAGCUGGACUCGAUCCGGGAGGUGUACAAGGACGCCAACUCGCAGGUGCACACGCUGCGGCGGAUGGUGAAGGAGAAGGACGAGGCCAUCCAGAGGCAGUGCAACCUGGAGAAGAAGAUCCACGAGCUGGAGAAGCAGGGCACCAUGAAGAUCCAGAAGAAGGGCGACGGGGACAUCUCCAUCCUGCCGUCGCCGCCCGCCCCCGGGGGCCCGCUGGUGGCUGGCAUGGAGGUUGUGCCAGGGGUCUAUAACGGGGGCACGGUCAGCCCAAUGGGGUCAAAUGGGGUCCCGGGGAUGCCCGCGCCGCCCCCUCCUCCUCCUCCCCCACCACCUGUUCCUGGAAUCGUGCCAAAUGGGCCUUUGGCUGUUCCCGCCGCUCCUCCCCCUCCCCCCCCCCCUCCUCCCCCGCCUCCCCCCGGCCCCAUGGAGGUGUCUGCGCCCCUGCCCCCGCCUCCACCCCCCAAGGCCCCCCCGCUUCCUGGCUGUGGAUCCCCCACCGUCAUCUUCAAUUCAGGGUUAGCAGCCGUAAAGAUUAAGAAGCCCAUCAAGACCAAGUUCCGUUUGCCUGUGUUCAACUGGGUGGCACUGAAGCCCAACCAAAUUAACGGCACUGUGUUCAACGAGAUCGAUGACGAGAGGAUACUGGAGGACCUGAACGUGGAUGAGUUUGAGGAGAUGUUUAAGACGAAAGCCCAGGGCCCGGCCAUCGACUUGACAAUGAGCAAGACCAAGGUCAUCCAGAAGGGGCCCAACAAGGUGGCGCUGCUGGACGCCAACCGGGCCAAGAACAUGGCCAUCACCCUGAGGAAAGUGGGCAAGGCCCCAGAGGAGAUCUGCAAGGCCAUUCAGCUGUUUGACCUGCGCACCCUGUCGGUGGACUACGUGGAGUGUCUGAUGCGCUUCCUGCCCACGGAGAACGAGGUGAAGAUCAUGCGUCAGUACGAGAAGGAGAGGAAGCCCGUGGAGGCGCUGACGGACGAGGACCGUUUCAUGAUGCACUUCAGCAAGAUCGAGCGGCUCAUGCAGAAGAUGACCAUCAUGGCCUUCAUUGGCAACUUCUGCGAGAGCGUGCAGAUGCUGACACCGCAACUCCAUGCGGUUAUCGCAGCAUCUGUGUCAAUAAAAUCCUCACAGAAACUCAAGAAAAUUCUCGAGAUUAUCUUGGCUCUUGGAAACUACAUGAACAGCAGUAAAAGAGGAGCAGUAUACGGUUUUAAACUACAAAGUUUAGAUUUGCUGCUAGACACCAAGUCGACAGACCGGAAAAUGACUCUGUUGCAUUACAUAGCCAACGUGGUGAAAGAGAAAUACCACCAAGUCAACCUGUUCUACAAUGAGCUGCAUUAUGUGGAGAAGGCUGCAGCAGUGUCGUUAGAGAACGUUCUGCUGGAUGUGAAGGAGCUCCAGCGGGGCAUGGACCUGACCAAGAGAGAAUACAGCAUGCACGGUCACAACACCAUGCUCAAAGACUUCAUCACACACAACGAGGGCAAGCUCAAAAAGCUGCAGGACGACGCCAAGAUCGCACAGGACGCCUUCGACGAGGCCGUCAAAUUCUUCGGCGAGAAUUCCAAAACGACGCCCCCGUCCGUGUUCUUCCCGGUGUUUGUGCGCUUCGUCAAGGCCUACAGGCAAGCGGAGGAGGACAACGAGCAAAGGAAGAGAGCAGAGAAGAUGAUGAUGGAGAAGCUUCUGGAGCAGGAGGCCAUGCUGGACCAGGAGGACCAUAAGUCUCCUUCCCAUAAGAACACCAGGGGCAGGAGUCAGCAGCAGGAGGUGAUAGCUGAGCUGAGGAAGAAGCAGGUGAAGGAUACGGGCAGCCGCCACGUCUACGAGGGCAAGGAUGGAGCCAUCGAGGACAUCAUCACCGCCCUAAAGAAGAAUAACAUUACUAAAUUUCCCAAUGUCCACUCGAGGAUCUUCGAAAUCAGCCUUACAGGCGAGCCGACGCGGUGAGGAGGAGCGUCAGAAGGCGCUUUGACGACCAGAACUUGCGGCCGGUCAACAACACUGAAGUGGUCAUGUGACGAGGGAACAGUGCAUGUGCUAGGGGAGGGGGUAUGAGAGGGGGAGUGAUGUGGAGAAUGUAGCAGCCUCUCACUCUGGAUUGAAAGAGAUGGAUGGACAGAAAGAGAUGGACUGAAAGAAAGAAAUAUGGAUGGGUCUGAAAGGCCAGUUAUAGGGAACCUUAGACAAGCCAAGUGCCUGAAACAACUUUUCAGUUGUUUUGUUUAUUUUUUAUUACUUCAAGCAAUACAACUUGACCUGGCUUUAAUUGUAUUUUCCUUUGAUGUGUAAAACUGGACACAGAUGUCUGUAGGGGUAAUUCCUGGAAGAAAUUUUUCCUGAAAAAAGUGUAGAAUGUAUAUGUGACACUGUUCCCUUAUGCCUCGGUCACACCUACAGCGUCAUUGCGUUUUGGUACACCAGAAGUACAUUCAUUUCCAAUGGAACGCUGCGUUUGCCUUGCUGCAUUGCGUUGC
This is a messenger RNA of Coregonus clupeaformis (lake whitefish), 4218 nucleotides long. Its product is annotated as formin-like protein 2. Gene Ontology annotation, cellular component: cytosol. Gene Ontology annotation, molecular function: small GTPase binding; actin filament binding. The record is from RefSeq and is a predicted model, not a curated record. Lineage: Eukaryota; Metazoa; Chordata; Actinopteri; Salmoniformes; Salmonidae. Gene Ontology annotation, biological process: cell migration; cortical actin cytoskeleton organization; regulation of cell shape.